AUGGCGUGCCGAGCCCUCGCGCUCCGCUCCUUGCUGCUCCCCGACCCCCUCCACCACCUGAGUCUCCGCGCCGCCGCGUCGGCCCAGGCGGCGCCGUUUCCUUGUCGCCGCCGCCGCCGCAACAUCCGCUGCUGCUCCAGCUCCAGUGGGGGCGGGCCCGGGGAGCAGGGACAGCCGCCGCAGGAGGCCGUGCUCGAGGCCAUAUCAAAGGUGGCAAAGUCUAAAGGAAGGGUUGCACUCACAACAAAUAUGGUCAUAGGUGGCACUGUUACAGAUGAUUCAAGUGAUGAAUGGCUUGUUCUGGAUCAGAAGGUGAAUACAUAUCCCACAGACAGAGGAUUUACAGCAAUUGGUACUGGAGGUGAAGAUUUUGUCCAUUCUAUGGUUGAUGCUGUUGAAUCGGUUCUUCAAGAAUCGAUUCCAAAGGGCCAAGUAAGUCAGAAAAUAUCUUCUAGGGGAAAAUAUGUUUCUGUAAAAAUUGGGCCAAUACGUGUGGCUUCAAGUGAGCAGGUCCAGGCUGUAUACCGUGCCAUGAGAAGAGAUAACAGGAUGAAAUACUUCUUAUGA
Triticum turgidum subsp. durum (durum wheat) is the source of this 567-nucleotide messenger RNA. NCBI's taxonomy places the organism in Eukaryota, Viridiplantae, Streptophyta, Magnoliopsida, Poales, Poaceae. The record is from the annotation of a GenBank genome assembly.